AUGACAAUUAUAAAGAUAGGAGGAACUCGGGCGGCGCUUGGCGAUGUUCCAUUUCAGGUGGCCUUCAAACAAAGUCGAAAUAAGCGCUCUUCUCAGUACAGAACUUUUUGCGGAGGGAGCAUAAUAACACCAACAAAAAUCCUCACUGCAGCCCAUUGCUUUGAAAGUAGGCAAUUGUGUGACCUCAGCAAAUGUAAAUUUUGGCAGAGAGAAAAAGCCGUCAGCUCGCACCUCAUAAAAAAUACAUACGCCGUGGCUGGUACCCUCUUGAACGCAGAGGAUCGUCGACAGCAAAACCCAUCAAGCCAGUGGAAGAGGCUCUCAAGAGGAGUAUACCCAGCUAGCUACAGGUUCCCUAGAUCGGACAUAGCUAUCAUAACGAUAAGAAAACCGUUCACAAUAAACAGCUACGUUCAACCGAUACCUACAGCGAUCCGCCAUGUAGAAUAUAAUAUGGCCUGCCAGGCUUCUGGCUACGGUAGACUGUCACAUUCAGAUCGCGACCAGCAAUUAUCUCCAUAUUUAUAUGUGGCAAAUAUGCAUAUGAUACCGACGAUUUACUGCAACAGAAUGCACGGCAAAAAUAUGUAUCGCUUCGUUUGUACUUCAUCGAGAAUGCCUGAUACUGCAAAAGGAGAUUCAGGCGGGCCUAUAGUUUGCAAAUCUACUGGCGAUCCCAAUGAAAAAGAAAAAGGAGUUUUAGUUGGAAUUGUAAGUGGUCACCGCGUCGGUGUUGGCUCAUUUUUCACAAGAGUUUCUUCGUUUACAAAGUUCAUAAAAGCACACAGCCAAGCAACAAGGAUAUCUAAUACUGUUAAGUCUGCUGUAAUAUUGACAAUAUACGCGGCGUUUUAUCUAUGUUGA
Molecule: messenger RNA, 864 nt
Organism: Amyelois transitella
Lineage: Eukaryota; Metazoa; Arthropoda; Insecta; Lepidoptera; Pyralidae
Product: kallikrein 1-related peptidase b3-like
Exons: 7
Coding region: 1-864 (287 amino acids)
Biological process (GO): proteolysis
Molecular function (GO): serine-type endopeptidase activity
Source: RefSeq, a predicted model, not a curated record